Myxocyprinus asiaticus (Chinese sucker) is the source of this 3475-nucleotide messenger RNA. Its product is annotated as ubiquitin-like protein 7. Gene Ontology annotation, biological process: ubiquitin-dependent protein catabolic process. Gene Ontology annotation, molecular function: polyubiquitin modification-dependent protein binding. The transcript is spliced from 10 exons. The record is from RefSeq and is a predicted model, not a curated record. Lineage: Eukaryota; Metazoa; Chordata; Actinopteri; Cypriniformes; Catostomidae. Bases 2184 to 3326 code for a protein of 380 amino acids. Gene Ontology annotation, cellular component: cytosol.
AUGCAACAUUGAUUUGUGUUGAAAUUAUUUUAUUAGCUUACUUAUAGAGAUUGCACAGUAAUUCAAGAAGCAGGAGAGACGGCUCACAGAACCCGGAUGAGCAGUCUGAUACACCUUAAUUCCCGGAUGUGCGGUUGUUACAGAGCAAUAUCUGACUGCCGGAUGGCGCCAUUGACCAAUCAGAAUAGAGUAUUCCAGAGAGCCGUGUAAUAAGGCAUAAUAACACAUUGAAGAUAGGAAUUCCAUCUGUCAAACAAUUGCAGUCUUAAAGCACAGAACACAAGACACGAGAAAUAAAGUUGCAAUUGUAAGCUUAAAUCGUGCAGUUGCGAUAUUAAGUUGAUGAAAAGCAGUUGCUCCUUUAUUCCAUGGAAUAAAAACCUAAAAAAGGUCAUUCUGACUUUAUGUCUUACAAUUCUGACUUUAUUUCUCGCAAAUGUGAUUUUAUAUUGAUUCAAAUCACAAUUGUGUAAUAUAAAGUCACAAUUACGAGAUUAUAAAGUAAAAGUUGUGUGAUCUAAGGUCGCAGUUGCAAGAAAUAAAGUCACAAUUGAGAGAUAUUAUGUCAAAUUGUACUUUUUUAUUUACUUUUUUUUAUUCUGUGUCAGGAUCAAGGCACCAUACAAUUGCUUGUCUGAGAUGGAUAUGAAAUUAAAUGGAGAGCAAAUAGAAAAUUUCCUUUAGUCUGCUGCUUCUCAGUUUUUUCUCCUUCUCAUACUUUUCUCAUACAAUUUUUUUUAUAUGAAUUCAAAUAUCUCAUUAAAUUCUUCCAGACUAAAUUAUCUGGACUAUUUGAUAUACAUUACUUUUAUAGUUCUAUUACAUUAUGUCAACAACUGAAAAAUGAAAAUUCUCUCAUCAUUUACUUACUCUCAUGCCAUCCCAGAUGUGUAUGGCUUUCUUUCUUCUGCAGAACACAAAUUAAGGUUUUUAGAAGAAUAUUUCAGCUCUGUAGGUCCAUACAAUGCAAGUGAAUGGUGAUCAGACUUUUGUUGCACCAAAAAUCACAAAAAGGAAACAUAAAAGUAAUCCAUAAGACUCCAGUGUUUAAAUCUAUAUCUUUGAGAGCAAUAUAAUAGGUGUGGGUGAGAAACAGAACAAUAUUUAUGUCCUUUUUUACUCUAAAUCUCCACUUUCACUUUCACUUUCACUUUCAGAUGUGAAAGUGAAACUAAACAGGCACCACAUAUGGCUUUCAGAUGUAAAAGUGAAAGUGGAGAUUUAGAGUAAUAAAAAAAGUCUUACAUUUUUCUCAUUUUUGGGUGAACUAUCCCUUUAAUAUCACUGUAUCAACAUGAAUAUAUGAGGUAACACUAACAAAACUCAUUUUAAGGGUUAAAUCAAGUAGAUUUAUUAGUUUGUGAAUUUUGAAAAAAAUAAAAGUGUAAAAAUUAGCUUUACACUCUGCUAUAACUGAGACAUUUACUUCCACUUCAAAAUAACCAAACUCAAGUCAAGAGUGGUCAUUUUCGUCAAAGCAAUUGUCAGUGUGUUCCCAUAGAGUUGUAGAUUGAAAACAGCCACAGUUACUCUAAUCUACACAGCACAGACUUUCAAACUUAAUCUCUAAACAAGCCCGAAUUCAUGUCCCUUUGUAGCUGAGCCAUCUUCCAACAGGUCUGGCUGGACAGGGCAUGUCUUUGCAGGGUGUGAAAUGUCUGGACUUUUCCUCUGUCCCUGUCAUAAUUGGUGUGUCCUGGUUUCCUCAGGCGCUGUCAGCCGUGUUACACUGAGUGGAAGAGCUCAGUGGAGACUGGCACUCUCUGAGAGGCGUAUCCAGCCAAGAGACCAUCUGUCAUAGAGAAUAACUGCGUGACAGCACAAAUACAGUUCUACCCCACCAAAUCCCAGCUCUCACUGAGAACUGAUGGAAAUGAGCAUUUACUUCAAGGUUUUUCAAUUGAUUUAAAAUAUAUUCAAUUGUAAUUAUUGGAAUUAUUCAACACUGGUGGUUUCUCAGAGAAACGCCUGGCCGCUGUGCAGGAAAAACUACAAAUCCCAGAAACACAAAUAUUUCCUGCAUGACGUCAUCACGCACGGAUGAAAGCAGUCGCUUGAGAGUAUUAAUUUAAUGGUAAAAGAAGAACAGCAUAUACAUAUUUGACAUACAUAUUCACCGUUUGUGCAUUGCCAAAAUAAUACACAAAUCUGCGUGGAACCGUCACCCGUGUUGCAUUAGAUCAAUGGCUGUGUCCGAGUGGCGUCUGUCGUUGAAGCUGAUGGAUCAACCUUCUCUUUCAAAGUCAGUGCUGCAGUUUCCAGACCCUGAACCUGGAGAUGUUCGUCCUGGCGAGUAUCGGGUCGCCACUCUCAAGCAGCUCGUGUCAGCACAGAUUCCUGAUGCCAUACCAGAUCCGGAGCUCAUAGAAUUGGUGUACUGUGGCAGAAAGUUAAAAGAUGACUUGACACUGGAGUCCUAUGGGAUUCAGUCUGGAUCCACUGUGCACAUCUUGAGAAAAUCAUGGCCAGAACCUGAGAUCCGGCCAGAGCCAGUGGACAAGGUAACAGCUGCGAGAGAGUUUCGUGUCUUACAAGCUGCCCUUCACACCAGCACUGCAUACAGGGACGCGGUGUUCAAGAUGCUAAACAACAAGGAAUCCCUCGAUCAGAUCAUUGUUGCAACCCCCGGGUUGAGCAGCGAUCCUGUGGCUCUAGGGGUACUGCAAGACAAAGACCUCUUCGUACAAUUCACUGACCCGAACAUGCUUGACACCAGGUUGAUCAGUUCUCAUCCGGCACUGGUCAGUGCCAUCAUCCUGGUGCUGCACUCUGUGGCUGGCAGCGUGCCACCCCAGCAGAGCACCAGCUCAUCCAGAAAUGUGUCUUCUAGCUCUUACAGUGACAUGCCAGGAGGUUUUCUUUUUGAAGGCAUGUCUGAUGAUGAGGAAGAAUUCCAACUGGGCAACCGUGGUGGCCCAUCCACUCUUGCGAGUGGUUUGGGGGGCAUGAGGCCUGCUUCGCUUGGUUACAAUGGCGCCGUGGGCCCCAGACCCAUCACUCAGAGUGAGCUGGCCACAGCUUUGGCCCUCGCCAGCACCCCCGAGAGCAGUGCGGUUACACCUACCACGGGGAACCAGGGUCCCUCAUCAGGAGUGUCUCCUAUUCCUGCAGGAACUCCUAUAACAAAUGACCUGUUUAACCAGGCCCUGCAGCAGGCACUUCAGGUCUCCAGCAUGUCCAGCUUACAGAACCAAUGGCAAUCUCAGCUCCAGCAGUUGCGGGACAUGGGCAUCCGUGAUGAAGAGCUGAUCCUGAGAGCCCUGCAGGCCACGGGUGGAGACAUCCAAGCUGCUCUUGAGCUCAUAUUCGCUGGAGGAGCACCAUGAGUCCAUUCUUUUCAAUCAAACGUGGUCAUGAUGUUACAAGAAUUUCUCAAAACACAUAUUUAGAGAUUCAUUAUUUUAAUGACCAUUUGUUUCUAACUUAUAUUUGUCUCUUAUGACCCUCUUUUUUUUUUUUUUUUUUUUUAUAAAUA